GUUGCUGUUGGAAAUGGACAAGGUAAUGAAGAUUAUCAAUUAAGUGAACCACAAGAUGUGAUUAUCGAUAAAGAGAAUGAUAGUCUCAUCAUAUGCGAAUAUGAGAAUAGAAGAGUAGUUCGAUGGCCUCGUCGAAAUGGAACAAGUGGAGAAACAAUCAUCUCCAAUAUCGAUUGUUUCGGUUUGAUAAUGGAUGAAAAUGGAUUUCUCUAUGUCGUUGAUCUUGCAGAAAAUGAAGUGAGACGAUAUAAAAUUGGUGAUACUCAGAGUACAGUAGUUGCAGGAAUCGUUGUCGAUCAAUUGGGUACUAUUUAUGUGGCUGAUUAUUUUAAUCAUCGAAUUAUGCGUUGGCCAGAGGGAGUCGUUCAAGGAACUGACAUUAUUGGUGAAAAUGGUAAAGGAGCACAGUCGAAUAAACUUAAAUAUCCCGUAGGCUUAUCAUUCGAUCGAUAUGGUAAUCUCUAUGUCUCUGAAUAUGAAAAUCAUCGAGUACAAAAAUUUAAUAUUGAAUAA
This is a messenger RNA of Rotaria sp. Silwood1, 513 nucleotides long. The record is from the annotation of a GenBank genome assembly. Lineage: Eukaryota; Metazoa; Rotifera; Eurotatoria; Philodinida; Philodinidae.